This is a messenger RNA of Trifolium pratense (red clover), 3748 nucleotides long. Its product is annotated as N6-adenosine-methyltransferase non-catalytic subunit MTB-like. Gene Ontology annotation, cellular component: RNA N6-methyladenosine methyltransferase complex; nucleus. Gene Ontology annotation, molecular function: mRNA binding; methyltransferase activity. Lineage: Eukaryota; Viridiplantae; Streptophyta; Magnoliopsida; Fabales; Fabaceae. Bases 267 to 3500 code for a protein of 1077 amino acids. The record is from RefSeq and is a predicted model, not a curated record. The transcript is spliced from 6 exons.
GGAUUGCGAAGUUUAGACAAACAUUUUUAUCUUCUUCCUUCCUUUCCCUCUCCGCGCCUGCGACACACUCUCUCUCUCUGUCACAACAACUCCGUUCUUCUUCUCCGGUAAGCCUCAAUUUCAAUUUCACUCACAAAAUUUAUCAUAAUUUCAAUUCCUAUUUCUUCACAUAUCAAUUAUCAAUAUUCAAAUUCUACUUAGUUACUAGUUUCCAUUAAUUAAUUUGCGGCAUCAAUAAAUAAACACAUUUAGGUUUAGUUUUCGAUAUGGAUUCGGUGGAAAAGAGGGACGAGGAAGAUUUUGAGUUUACUGAUAAUAGGAAGCAGAGGUCAAGGAAGUAUGUAAACGGCGAUGAAGGUGACGGUGAUGUUGUAGGUGUAGGUGAAGGUUCUGAUGGAAGUGGAAGAAGGAAGCGUUCUGGUAAAGGGGAGAGUGAUGAUUAUGAUUUGAAGUCGAAGGCUGCGAGGAAUACAUUGGAGAAGUUGAGUAGUUUUUAUGAGGAUGGUGAGUUGGAAGGUGGGGAUAAGAUGGGAAGGAAUGCUCAUAGAGGUAAAGAGGAUUUUAGGUAUUCGGAAAAGAGUGAAAGUGGAAGAGAGUCGAGAGAUAAGAGCCGUGGGUCGUCUGAACAUGUUAAGAGUUCUAGUUCUAGAAGGAAGUGGGAUGAAGUUGAUAUUGUUAGUGUGAAGAAAGGGCAGGAUAGUGUUUCUGAGAAAAGUGAGUUGAAGAGUGGUAAGGUUUCCGAUGGUAAGAGGAGUGAGUCUAGGGAGAGGAGUGGAUCUGCUAAGAAUGAACAUGGGGAGAGUAAAGUUUCUGCUAGUGAUAAUAAGGUUGUUAAGUCUGGUGGUAAAGAUGAUAGAAGAAGUGAUUCUGAGAGAGGUAAGAGUAAAGGGAAGGUUGAAACGCCGGAUGAUAGGGUUGAGAAACCUAGGCGUCAAAGAACACCGACUGGUUUUGAUGUGGCUGAAACUUUGGAGAAGCCGGGAAAUGCAGAUGAGGAUAGCAAUGUUCGGGUUAGGGAUAAGAAUGUUAGAGAAACCGGGAACUCGACCAGAUCUAGGACGCCUGAGAAGAGUGGAAAGCGCCAUCAAGAUUUGGAGAAUUCGGAGAUGGAUCAUGAAAGAAGUGGUAGUUUUAAAAGAAAGGAAAUUGAGAGUGAUGAUUAUAAAGAUGAUAGGUCCAAAGGCAAAGAUGAAACUUGGAGUGAUAGGAGGAAAGAUCGGGAAAAUUCUAAAGAGAAUUGGAAAAGGAGGCAGCAGAGUAAUAGUGACAGAGAUUCAAAGAAGGAGGAUGGUGCUUUUGAUCAGAACAGAGAGUGGGAGUUGCCCAGACACGGUUAUGAUAGGAUGGACAACGAAAGGCCUCACGGUCGGUUAGGUGGUAGAAAAGAUGGAUUUAGGGGGGAAGCUGUGAAAACAACAACGAAGUUUGGAAUUUCAAAUGAUAAUUAUGAUGUGAUAGAGAUCCAGCCAAAGUUCGUUGAUUAUGGAAAAUCAGAUUCUGUAUCCAACCUUAACAAGAGAACUGAAAGUAAAUCUGGCAGUAAUCAUGAAGAAUGGACACAUCAUCCAGAUGAGAGAGCAAGAAAGAGUGAUUUAUCCGGUUCUGGGACACCUAGUGAAGAUCAGAAGGAGAGAUAUGCUGAUGAUGACUAUGAUUUUUACGGUGGAAGAGGAAGAGGUCAAAAAAGUGUUGCAAAUACCCGUGGUACCGGUGGCUCACAGUCUCAAUAUGGAAACCCGGAUUCUGGAUCCUUUAACAGAGGUGGUCCACAAGGAAUAAAAGGGAACAGGGUUGGUAGAGGAGGAAGGAUUAGGCCUCCUGGGAGAGACAACCAGCAGGUUGGAAUGCAAUUGCCAAUGAUGGGAUCACCUUAUGGUCCUCUGGCCAUGCCUCCACCCGGACCAAUGCAGCCUCUUACCCAUGGUAUGUCACCUGGUCCUCCAAUGUCCCCUGGAGUCUUCAUGUCACCAUUCAACCCAUCUGUUUGGCCUGGACCUCGAGGUGUCGACAUGAGUAUAAUGGGUGUUCCACCCGCAGGGUCUCCUGUGCCUCCUGGUCCAAGAUUUAAUGUUGCUAAUAUGGGGAACCCACCUAAUCCUGCAAUGUAUUUUAACCAAUCAGGCCACGGAAGGGGGAUUACCCCAAGCAUUUCUAGUCCUGGUUUCAAUCAUACAGGACCGAUGGGUAGAGGAGCACCACCUGAUAAAACUCCAGGGGGAUGGGCUCCACCUAAAAGUAGUGGAAGUAUGGGUAAAGCUCCUUCCAGAGGUGAGCAGAAUGAUUAUUCUCAAAAUUUUGUUGACACUGGUAUGCGGCCUCAGAAUUUCAUCAGGGAGCUUGAGCUGACGAAUGUUGUAGAGGACUAUCCUAAGCUUAGGGAGCUUAUACAGAAAAAGGAUGAGAUUGUGGAAAAAUCUGCAUCCACUCCCAUGUAUUACAAGUGUAAUCUGAAAGAAUUUGAACUGGCUCCAGAGUUCUUUGGGACCAAGUUUGAUGUCAUUCUCGUGGAUCCUCCAUGGGAGGAGUAUGUGCACCGAGCGCCUGGUGUUGCUGAACACACGGAGUGCUGGACAUUUGAAGAGAUAAUGAAUCUCAAGAUUGAGGCUAUAGCAGAUACUCCUUCUUUCAUCUUCCUUUGGGUGGGUGAUGGUGUAGGCCUUGAACAAGGCCGUCAAUGUCUAAAGAAGUGGGGAUUCCGUAGGUGUGAAGAUAUAUGUUGGGUGAAGACAAAUAAAAGUACUGCAACUCCAGGACUGCGGCAUGAUUCACAUACUUUAUUUCAACAUUCAAAGGAACACUGUUUGAUGGGAAUAAAAGGAACAGUUCGUCGAAGUACUGAUGGCCAUAUUAUUCAUGCCAAUAUUGACACAGAUGUAAUUAUUGCUGAAGAACCUCCUUACGGUUCAACCCAAAAACCUGAAGAUAUGUAUAGGAUAGUUGAACACUUUGCCCUUGGAAGGAGGAGACUUGAACUAUUUGGUGAAGACCAUAAUAUCCGAGCCGGCUGGCUGACUCUUGGUAAAGAACUGUCGUCUUCAAAUUUUAAUAAGGAGGCAUAUGUCAAGAACUUCGGUGACAAGGAUGGAAAGGUUUGGCAGGGAGGUGGUGGAAGAAAUCCACCUCCUGAGGCACCUCAUCUGGUGGUGACUACUCCUGAUAUAGAGGCUCUUAGGCCAAAGUCCCCAAUGAAGAACCAGCAACAAAUGCAGCAGCAGCAAUCAGUAACCAUUUCUUUGACGUCAGGUAACGGGCCAAACAGAAGGCCCACUGGGAAUUCACCGCAGAAUCCAACUGCAUUCGGUCUCAACCAAGAAGCCUCUGGCUCAAACCCUUCUACACCAGCUCCAUGGGCUUCUUCACCGAUGGAGAGCUUUAAGGGGCGUGAAGGCUCUGUAUUGCCUUCAGAUGAUAAAGUUUUUGAUAUGUAUGGGUUUAAUGGACCACCAACACCAGCUGGCUAUCUAGAUUUUGAAUCAUACAGACAAAUGAAUACGUUGUAGCAUAACUUUGAGAUAAAGUUGCGUUAUUAUGUAUUGUAGAUGUUUUUUCCCAGCCAAUAUAAAUGGGAAGAAAAUUAUUCGCAAUAUGUCUGUUCAUUCUUUUGGUAGCGCCGCGAUUACAUUAUUUUGUUAGGGGAAUAAGAGAAAGCGUUGGAUUACUGUAAAAUUAGUUACGUUUUAUGUCUUAUUUUAUCAUAUGAUCUGAAGCAAUAUAAGUUUAAUUCACGUCUUUCCCGUGAUUAUGAAAA